Molecule: messenger RNA, 3830 nt
Organism: Diceros bicornis minor
Lineage: Eukaryota; Metazoa; Chordata; Mammalia; Perissodactyla; Rhinocerotidae
Gene: PCDH12
Product: protocadherin 12
Exons: 4
Coding region: 7-3606 (1199 amino acids)
Biological process (GO): homophilic cell-cell adhesion
Cellular component (GO): plasma membrane
Molecular function (GO): calcium ion binding
Source: RefSeq, a predicted model, not a curated record
GUAAGCAUGAUGCGACUUCUGCCACUUCUGCUGGGGCUUUUGGGGCCAGGUGGCUACUUGUUCCUUUCAGGGGAAUCUCAGGAGGUGGCCACUCUCACUGUGAAAUACCAAGUGUCAGAGGAAGUGCCGUCUGGCACGGUGAUAGGGAAGCUGUCCCGGGAACUGGGCAGGGAGAAGAGGCGUGGGCAAGCAGGGACUGCCUUCCAGGUCUUGCAGCUGCCUCAGGCACUCCCGAUCCAAGUGGAUUCUGAAGACGGCCUGCUCAGCACAGGGAGGCGGCUGGACCGAGAGCAGCUUUGCCGGCAGCAGGAUCCCUGCCUGGUUUCUUUUGACGUGCUUGCCACAGGGGAUUUGGCUCUGAUCCACGUGGAGAUCCAGGUGCUGGACAUCAAUGACCACCAGCCACAGUUUCCCAAAGGUGAGCAGGAGCUGGAAAUCUCUGAGAGUGCCUCUCUGCGCACCCGGAUUCCCCUGGACAGAGCUCUCGACCCAGACACCGGCCCCAACACCCUGCACUCCUACACCCUGUCUCCCAGCGAGCACUUUGCCCUGGAUGUCAUCGUGGGGCCUGAUGAGACCAAACACGCGGAACUCGUGGUGGUGAAGGAGCUGGACCGGGAAAUCCACUCAUUUUUUGAUCUGGUGUUAACUGCCUACGACAGUGGGAAUCCCCCCAAGUCAGGCACCAGCUUGGUCAAGGUCAAUGUCCUGGACUCCAAUGACAACAGCCCUGUGUUUGCUGAGAGCUCAUUGGCACUAGAAAUCCAAGAAGACGCUGCCCCUGGUACUCUCCUCAUAAACUUGACCGCCACGGACCCUGACCAAGGUCCCAACGGGGAGGUGGAGUUCUUCCUCAGUAAGCACGUGCCUCCAGAGGUGCUGGACACCUUCAGUAUUGAUGCCAAGACGGGCCAGGUGAUUCUGCGUCAACACCUCGACUAUGAGAAGAAUCCUGCCUAUGAGGUGGAUGUCCAGGCAAGGGACCUGGGUCCCAAUCCCAUCCCAGCCCACUGCAAAGUUCUCAUCAAGGUUCUGGAUGUCAAUGACAAUGCCCCAAGCAUCCACAUCACAUGGGCCUCCCAGCCAUCACUGGUGUCAGAAGCUCUUCCCAAGGACAGUUUCAUUGCUCUCGUCAUGGCAAAUGACUUAGACUCAGGAGAUAAUGGUCUGGUCCACUGUUGGCUGAGCCAAGAGCUGGGCCACUUCAGACUGAAAAGGACCAAUGGCAACACAUACAUGCUGCUAACCAAUGCCACACUGGACAGAGAGCAGUGGCCCAAAUAUACCCUCACUCUGUUGGCCCAAGACCAAGGACCUCAGCCCUUAUCAGCCAAGAAACAGCUCAGCAUUCAUAUCAGUGAUGCCAACGACAAUGCACCUGUGUUUGAGAAGAGCAGGUACGAGGUCUCUACUCGAGAAAAUAACCUACCCUCACUUCACCUCAUUACCAUCAAGGCUCAUGAUGCAGACUUGGGCAUUAAUGGAAAAAUCUCAUACCGCAUCCAGGACUCCCCAGUUUCUCACUUGGUAGCUAUUGACUCAGACACAGGAGAGGUCACUGCUCAGAGGUCAUUGGACUAUGAACAGAUGGCCAACUUUGAGUUCCGCGUGAUCGCAGAGGACAGGGGGCAGCCCCAGCUUGCAUCCAGCGUCUCUGUGUGGAUCAGCGUCCUGGAUGCCAAUGAUAAUGCCCCAGAGGUGAUUCAUCCCAUACUCAGUGAUGGAAAAGCCAGCCUCUCGGUGCUUGUAAAUGCCUCCACAGGCCACCUGCUGGUGCCCAUCGAGACUCCCAGUGGCUUGGGUCCAGUGGGUGCUGACACACCACCACUGACCACCCAAAGCUCCCGGCCAUUCCUUUUGGUGACCAUUGUAGCGAGAGAUGCAGACUCAGGGGCAAAUGGAGAGCUCUUCUACAGCAUUCGGAGUGGGAAUGAAGCCCAUCUCUUUGUCCUCAACCCCUACCUAGGGCACUUGUUCAUCAACAUCACCAAUGCCAGCAGCCUCAUUGGGAGUAAGUGGGAGCUGGAGAUAGUGGUAGAAGACCGUGGCAGCCCCUCCUUGCAGACCCGAGCCCUGUUGAGGAUCUUGUUCGUCACCAGCAUGGACCUCUUGAGGGACUCAGCCCGUGAGUCUGGGGCCCUGAGCACAUCGGUGCUGACGGUGAUUUGCCUGGUUGUACUGAUGGCCAUCUUCGGGUUGAUCUUGGCUCUGAUCAUGUCCAUCUGCCGGACGGAGAAGAAGGACAACAGGGCCUACAACUGCCGGGAGGCCGAGUCCACCUACCGCCACCAGCCCAAGAGGCCCCAGAAACAAAUUCAGAAGGCAGAUAUCCACCUCGUGCCCGUGCUCAGGGGCCAGGCAGAUGGGCCUGGAGAAGUUGGGGAGCCCCACAAGGAUGCAGGCAAGGAAGAGAUGAUGGAAGCUGGCUGGGACCCCUGCCUGCAGGCCCCCUUUCACCUCACACCAACUCUGUACAGGACCCUUCGUAACCAAGGCAACCAGGGAUCCCUAGCCGAGAGCCGAGAGGUGCUGCAGGACACUGUCAACCUCCUUUUCAAUCAUCCCAGGCAGAGGAACGCCUCCCGGGAGAACCUGAACCUUCCUGAGUCCCAGCCCGGGAUGGGCCAGCCACGCUCAAGGCCCCUGAAGGUUGCAGGAAGCCCCACAGGCAGGCUGCCGGGAGACCAGGGCAGCGAUGAUGCCCCACUGAGCCCACCGGCCUCCUCAGCAACCCUGAGGCGGCAGCGGAAUCUCAAUGGCAAAGUGGUCCCUGAGAAAGAGUCGGGUCCCCGUCAGAUCCUACGGAGCCUGGUCCGGCUGUCCGUGGCUGCCUUCGCAGAGCGGAACCCCGUAGAGGAGCUCACUGUGGAUUCUCCUCCUGUUCAGCAAAUCUCCCAGCUGCUGUCCUUGCUGCAUCAGGGCCAAUUCCAGCCCAAACCAAACCACCGGGGAAAUAAGUACUUGGCCAAGCCCGGCGGUGGCGGCAGUGCAAUCCCAGACACAGAUGGGCCAGGUGCCAGGACUGGUGGCCAGGCAGAACCAGACCAGGAGGAAGGGCCCUUGGACCCUGAAGAGGACCUCUCUGUGAAGCAGCUGCUAGAAGAAGAGCUGUCGAACCUGCUGGACCCCAACACAGGCCUGGCCCUGGACCGUCUGAGCACCCCGGACCCGGCCUGGAUGGCGAGGCUCUCUUUGCCCCUCACCAGCAACUACCAUGACAACGUGUUCUCCCCGGACGCUGCAGCUUUGGAGGAGCCAAAGACCUUCCAGACAUUUGGCAAGGCGACAGGGCCCGAGCUGAGCCCGACAGGCACGCGGCUGGCCAGCACCUUCCUCUCGGAGAUGAGCUCGCUGUUGGAGAUGCUCCUGGAGCAGCGCUCCAGCGUGCCCGUGGAGGCUGCCUCCGAGGUGCUGCGGCGGCUCUCCGUCUGCGGGAGGACCCUCAGUCUAGACCUGGCCACCAGCGGGAACUCAGGCACGGAAGUACAGGGGGACUCAGGUAGAAAGAAGGGGACUGAGGGCAGGACCGGCAGCAGCAGCAGCAGCAGGGGCCUGUGGAUCCAGGAACCGGGACCCCUGGGAGAAGAUAGGGAGCCCAGGCCCUGAGGAUCCUGGUACAUGAGCUGGUUUCUAAAAUCUCUGAACUCAGUGACCAGAGAUGGCUGGAGAACUUUAGGCUGACUGAUGCUGCCCCACAGAGAGGGCAGGGGCCUCAGGACUAACAGCUGGCUGACCAAAGCAGCUCCUUGUUAGGGGCUGGCUCUGCCUGUGAGUUUUUUGGAGAAUGGAGACAGUUUGUGGCUGAGAUAAGUGUUUGCUGGCAAAACACA